ACACGGAAACGCCGGGAAAGACAACGGUGAACGGGGGUUUUGCGACAGAUUUAAUCAUCGACAAUCAACGCACUUAUCACUGUGGUAUAAACCAGCUGAAGUCUCUCACAAUGAGUGGGACUGAUGAUGUCAACAUGGACUCCUUGCCGUUGCCAAUGUCCCUUGACCUAUCCCAAGAUGCAACACAGGAACAAGAUGCAAGUUCGGAGUCUGAUUGUUCUGGAGAUGAGGAGGUGACGGAGGGAGACCUGCUGCCAGGUGUAUCUGAUGAUGUAGACAUCUUUCCAUUCACACAGAUUUUCAAUAAAAUUGUUGGGAACAGGCAACCUCGGCAAGACAGAAGACGUAUGUCAACUCAGUCCAGAAGACCAGCACAACAUGAGGAUGAGUACGACUUCUCGUACCCACAACGGGGUCUGGCAGUCAUCAUCAAUAAUGAGACAUUCCAUUCCAAAUCUGGGUUGAACAAGCGACCUGGAUCAUCCUAUGAUGCUACGGAUCUGAAAGUUGUCUUCAAACAAAUGGGUUUUAAAGUGAAAUCCUACACUGAUCUGACUGGAGAACAAAUGGUUUUAAAGCUUAAGAAAAUUGCUGCCAACCUAAAGUAUGACCACACCAAAGCGGACUGUUUCACCUGCGCCAUCCUGUCACAUGGUGAUUCCAUAGAGGUGAAACCAAAAGCACCUCCAUAUGAUGUGGUGAAGUGUCAGGACGUUGUUUUUGGAGUUGAUGGGGUUUUGGUUCCAACUGAAUCUCUGAUAGACCUAUUCAGGGAUGACUACUGCCCAGAACUUGAAGGGAAACCACGGCUCUUCUUUAUACAGGCCUGUCGAGGAAUAAACUUGGACAAGGGGUUGGAUUUAACAGUCUGGAAACCUGUGAAACAUCCCAAGAAGCGACACCAUCCUCGUGGAAGCAGCAGUUCCUCCGUUAAUGGCCCGCCAUGUAAGAGUUCCCCUCACAUGGUGACAGAAGCUGGCGACACGGCUGAUGAAGCUGAUGAUAUGUCUUGUGACAUGGCGCCUGAUGACAUCCUGCUUGAUGAGGCCGGUGUACAAGAUGAUACAGAUGUUGGUAAAGGGAGUUCAAACAUUGUCGUGAAGCCAGCACCUUUAUUCAAGGAUUUUUUAGUCAUGUAUUCUUCUCCGCCUGGAUACUUUGCAUGGCGCCGUACAACUGGCACCUGGUUUAUACAGAGUCUUAAGAAGGCAAUACAAUCAGCUGAUCUCUCAACCACGUCUCUGUCAAGAUUAUUGACAUCUGUCAGUCACAGAGUUGCCACUGGUUACCAGUCUCAAAAUGACAAGGAAAAAUGGAAAGACGGCAAAAAACAAGUGCCAUGUGUCAUGUCCAUGCUCACCAAGGAUGUCUAUUUCAGACCAAAAAAAUGAUGGCAUUUUUUUGUUGUGAAAUAUGAGAUACAUGUACGAGUACUUAACUCAUAUACUUUUGAUAGUUUUACAAAAAAGGUUGGUUUUUAAAAAUAUGCUAUAAUAUACCCACCCACCCCCACCACUCCACCAUACAUGAUAGUGCCUUAGAGGACAAGAAGCAAUAAAUAUCAUGGUCAUGACAUUUUCAUAUAUCUGUUUUGGCAUGGGUGAACGGAGGCUAUGAAUCACAAAAAUUAUGCAAUCAUUUAAGUUUUUGUAACUGUGUACAUGAAACCUAAACAAAAACGGUAUGAAUGCAUUUCUUUGCCUUUCAGUGAUAAAAACACCUGAAAAUGCUCAAUAUGGGAAGUAAAGUAACCUGUAGCCUGAUUGCCAAAACAUUUUAUCACUGUUCUGAAAACAUAUUUUUAUAAUAUUUUGGGAAUUUCAUCCACGUAUCAUCUAUAGUUAAUGAGGAAAAAAUCUCUUGAUAUUUUUAGGAAGCUGAAAUAUUUUUUACUGCUUCAAAAUUGUUUGAUAAGAGUGAGAAGUUUUACGUAAUAUCAUUUAGAGAGUGAUUUACAUAUGUCAUAGUGAUUGCAGUGACAUGGUGUGUCAGGUGAGUUUAAGCAUGUGUGAAAUGAUGCAAUGAACAGAAUGAAUGAAUGUUUGAAAGAAUGAAUGAAUAUGAAUGAUUGAAUGAUAUAACAGUGUUUUAAAAGAUGACCGUCUUCUUGUACGAAAAGAAUAACUUUACUGUGAGCAUUUAUGUACAUGUUAUGACUGGUGUCAGUCUUCAUUCCAUCAUGGCAUGAAUAACAGGUUAUGCAUCUCUUGCACAAAUAAGUCUUCAUUAUCCAGCGGCAGUACACAGUUUUCUUGUAAAGGAACAUGCAGGUUCUUGGUGAGAAUAGGCCCCUAGUACCGCAUGCUUGAUGUGAGCCGCCUAAAAUGGGGAUUGGGUGACUUAGUUACUUGGCAUCAUUCCCAGACAACGUAGGUAGUUGAUCAUACUAUCAACCACCUGAUUGUGAUUCAGUUACUUGGCUGUAGUGUAAGAAACCAAUAUUCACUACUGAGGAACUACUGUUCUGACUGUUACCUAGUUGUUUAAGUCCUAAAGUUCUGUAUUCUGGUGCACGGUUUCAUUUAGUUAUAUGAUGCAUGUUUCUGUAGUACCUAAAACGUUCAAAUUAAAAUGAACAAAAUAGUAUCAUAUGUACAUAUACACAACGUAAUAACCAAUCAGAUGCUGUUAUUUCUGCACAAUAGAUGAAUUGUAAUCUG
Messenger RNA from Haliotis rubra (blacklip abalone), 2660 nucleotides. Its product is annotated as caspase-3-like. Gene Ontology annotation, biological process: apoptotic process; proteolysis. Gene Ontology annotation, cellular component: cytoplasm. The record is from RefSeq and is a predicted model, not a curated record. NCBI's taxonomy places the organism in Eukaryota, Metazoa, Mollusca, Gastropoda, Lepetellida, Haliotidae. The transcript has 8 exons. The coding region runs from base 111 to 1391 and encodes 426 amino acids.